AUGGCUGCGAAACCGGUACUCCUAAGAGAACUUGUCAUAGUUGUGGCUUCCGACACCGAAGCCAAACGAAUGAUAGUAUUCCACUGUCAGUCGUGUCAGGAAAUCGAAUAUAAAAACAUUGUGGCACAAGUAGGAGACUGGUUUUUGUAUAAUGGAAGCUUUGAACGAAUGGUCGUACCGGUGAAGACCGUGGUGUUCGAAGUUUACGGCAAGACCAGAAUAGAAGUAAGACUUUAUAUUGUUUUUCUUGUUUUUAGAUGUCGAUGUGAAGGUGAAUAUCAAAAUUUGCGAUUUUCUGUGAGAUAGCUGUCUUAAACCCAACGGGCAUUACUUUCCUUUUUUUAUUUUGGAGGAUUGUAAAUUUUGGAUUAUUUCAGAUUGAAACGCCGGCAAUUUGCAUUGCUCCUAGUCAGCUGUUUCCGGAGAUUGAAGGCGACGUCGAUAACUAUUUAUUCUCCCCGAUUGUUGGUCGAGUAGCUGUAGGAUUUGAGUGUAGGCUGGUGCCUGGAGUCAUAUAUGAUGUAAAGGCUGUAUAGUAUGUUAUGUUUAUCAUUUUUUAUAAUAUUUUUUCGUUGUUUGAUCGUUUUUUUUUCAGUAUGUCUUCGAGUACGAGACUGUUCCAAUGUAUAAGAGCGGUUGACAGCUGUCAUUUUAUUACUCAUAAGAACGGGAUUACAAGGAUAGAGGUGAGCAGAUAUAUUUUUUGGAUUUUCUUGUGUAGGAAAUUUGCGAUCACCAUUAUGUAAACAUGAUGGAUUACGUUGAAUUACGGAUAGAAGAGUAUGAUGGGAGAGGUGUAGCAACGGCAACUCAUUCUUCAAUGCCUGCGAAGGCAUUGGCCUACGUUAAAUCGAGCGGGCUUUACAUGGGUUGCAAGGUCAAGGCGCUGUUGCUGUAGGUUCUCAUUUUUUAAAACAUUUUCUUGAAAUAAUGAUCCUCAGCCUAAUGUUAUUUCAGCCCAAUCCGCAUUAAACCCACGAAAAAAAUAUACACUGCCAUAGAAACUACAAAGGACCCUGGCCGAUUCGCCGUUUAUGUGAACCCUGAUACACAUCAUAGUUUAGCAGUCAAUCAAGAGGGAGAAAGUUAUGUGGAGAAAAGGCUGAAGAGUCUGAAUAAUCCAGAGAACGACGAGAAUACGAAAAAGAUUAACAACAUUGAUUUGCACAAGAAAUAUGACAACGAGUUCCCAGGUCUUAAUUCAAGCAACAAAUGUAGGUCAGCUCAUUAGGGUUGUGUAUUCUCAUUUUUAGCUACUCCUCCAACAACAAAGAAUGGAUGGGAUGUGGUGACAAAGAAGAAGGUGAAACUGGUCAGUUCUCUUCCACCUCAAACUGUCAUUCUAUUACCUCCUCCAAUCAUGGAUUGUGAGCAUAUCCGACAAAAUCAAGUUCUUUGUGGCCUGGUGGUCUCUGUGGAUUCCAAUCAAAGAAUGUUCUACAUUUAUUGCCCGGAGCUUCCAAAUGAAAUGUCGCUGAUCAAUGUUUCUGAAAACCUCGUGCUGGGGAAUUGGGUCGACUUUAAAGUUGUUCACGACUCCAAGUAAGAACGGAUAAUAUAAAUGUUGAGCAUAUGGGCGAAGUCAUUGGUCAAUAUUGCAUUAUUUUUCUUUCAGAAGAAGAGUGCUUAGCGCAGAAUUUCUAAAGGUCAGCAAAGAGAAAAAAUACCCUGUUACGCCAUCAAGAAUGAAGAACUCGGUUACUGUAAGCUUCACUCCUUGUAUCCGAAUCAUAUUGUAAAAAAUUUGUAUCUAAAUUUGGUCUAGGUUGAAUGCGAGGUCCGUGUGCCAACGGAAUUUGACGAGAAGACGAAUAUGCUGGUCACCACUAACUUUGUUCCGAGAGUUAUUGGCCAUGGAAUCAAAAACAGUCAGCGCGGAAAGAGGAUUCCACGAAUGAUGAUUGUCAGAACUAAGUACACGGGACAGGAAGAGAUCUACAAGAACGUGUUCUGGGUUAUCAACAGAAAUUCCGUCUGA
Molecule: messenger RNA, 1978 nt
Organism: Bursaphelenchus xylophilus (pine wood nematode)
Lineage: Eukaryota; Metazoa; Nematoda; Chromadorea; Rhabditida; Aphelenchoididae
Source: the annotation of a GenBank genome assembly